Aspergillus costaricaensis CBS 115574 is the source of this 652-nucleotide messenger RNA. RefSeq names its product putative NADH-ubiquinone oxidoreductase 12 kda subunit. Lineage: Eukaryota; Fungi; Ascomycota; Eurotiomycetes; Eurotiales; Aspergillaceae. The record is from RefSeq and is a predicted model, not a curated record. The transcript has 2 exons. The coding region runs from base 108 to 428 and encodes 106 amino acids.
CGAACUUGAAUACAACUCGACCUCCGAAUAUCACCUCUCUCUCCCUCCCUCCCUCCGACCUACUAUCCGAAUCUCAAAACCAACAAAAAGAAGAGAAAUAAUCGAAAAUGCCCACCCCGGAAUCCGCCUCCUUCCUGGCCAAAAAGCCCACGGUGCCGCCCACCUACGAGGGCGUCGACUUCGAAGACAACGUCGCUGUCCACAACGCCCGCGACGCCAUUAUCCGUGAACAAUGGGUCCGCAGUAUGAUGUCUCGUCUGGUCGGAGAGGAAUUGGGCAAGUGUUAUGCUCGUGAGGGUGUGAAUCAUUUGGAGAAGUGUGGGGUUUUGAGGGAGAAGUACUUUGAGUUGCUGGGCGAGCGCAAGAUUAAGGGUUACUUGUUCCAGGAGAAGAAUUACUUUGCUGGGGAGGGAAAUAAGUCUGCUUAGAUUUGAGGUUGGGGGGAUCGGGUUGAAUCGGUUUCUGUGUUAUGUUAUGUGAUAUACAAUAUAUGCAUUGUGGUUUUUCUUUCCUACUUUUACUUAUGACUUCGUCUGGGUUUGGGUUUGGGUUGUGGGGAGUUGUGAUUGUAUGAUAUGUUUUGAGAUGGGGUGGGUAUGGACUCUAUCUCUUGGUUUAUACGGGUUGCUAAGUGUGAGUGGGUUGCUGUGUC